Messenger RNA from Uncinocarpus reesii 1704, 549 nucleotides. RefSeq lists its product as uncharacterized. The record is from RefSeq and is a predicted model, not a curated record. Bases 1 to 549 code for a protein of 182 amino acids. NCBI's taxonomy places the organism in Eukaryota, Fungi, Ascomycota, Eurotiomycetes, Onygenales, Onygenaceae. The transcript has 2 exons.
AUGGCCUAUCAAGAUUAUAUCUCCCCAGCAAUGUCACAGUAUCCCCGAUCGUCGAUAUCAUCUUACGAUCGGUCACCAGCACCUGCCAUGAGCUACUCCGUAUCAUCGGAUAGCAACUGCUCGAGACAGACUACAUCAAGCACAUCAUCCGCGUACUACCACGCAGAUAGCAAUGCUUCGUACACACAUUCACAAAUGAGCUAUCAAAAUCACGGCGCACGCUCGAGCCAAGAAGCCGAUCCUAGCUGUCCGCAGGUCAAACGAUCUUCAUCUCGAUCAUCAAGACAAGAUUCACAGCCGAGAUCAAGCCCACGGUACAUAUGCGUCCAUCCAGGCUGCGAAUCCAGCUUCAGUCGCCCGGCCGAUUUGAGUCGUCAUCAAACUUCAGUCCAUUUCCGCGACGGUGUCAUGUUGGACUGCCCUAAGCCUCGAUGUACCCGAAAAGGCGAUCAGGGUUUCUCAAGGCAGGACCAUCUGAUUGAACAUCUACGCCAAUUUCAUUGUAUGAAACUCGCGAAACGCUCUUCCAAAUCACAACGUCGCGAAUAG